Molecule: messenger RNA, 3353 nt
Organism: Thrips palmi
Lineage: Eukaryota; Metazoa; Arthropoda; Insecta; Thysanoptera; Thripidae
Gene: CycG
Product: cyclin G
Exons: 7
Coding region: 208-1530 (440 amino acids)
Biological process (GO): regulation of cyclin-dependent protein serine/threonine kinase activity; mitotic cell cycle phase transition
Cellular component (GO): cyclin-dependent protein kinase holoenzyme complex; cytoplasm; nucleus
Molecular function (GO): cyclin-dependent protein serine/threonine kinase regulator activity
Source: RefSeq, a predicted model, not a curated record
UCAGCGACAAGAUUCAACACGUCCGUGGCCCCGCACCCGACCUUACAUCGCCACCGGCAACCUGAGGGUCCGGGAUUCGAAGCGCUGUCACCGCAAAGGACGGUCCUGUUUGACCAUUUCUUUGCUCGCGAGUUUGUAUCAGUGUCAGUGAGGAAUCAGCAAGUGCCCACAGGAUUUGGAUACAGUGCUAAACCACACAGAACCACCAUGGUCAAACCCAGAGUUUCAAGGCAAGCCAGGAGACGGCAUAGGGGCGGCAAAAAAGUUGUGGAAGUUGAGGUUAAAGGCCUAAACAUGGCCCAUUCUUGCGGUGUGACGGGAGUCUCUGAGGGUGACAUCUCAAGAAUGGACUUUGUCCAGCCCAACAGCAUCCCAGCCCAGACUCAAGAUUUUACUCAAUUUGUUGACACUUUUGACAUCGCAACAAUGGAGCAAAAUUUGUCUGAAGCUAUGCUGCCUGCUCUGAAACAACUUGAAGAAGCCAUCGCUAUGGAAGACCAAUUUGUGGCAAACCUGCAACUCCCCAGUUCAGGAAAUGAUAAGAAUUGCAUCACCGACGGAAUUCGUGAUGGCUCUGCUCAUGUUCUGCGCUGCCUCAAGGUUUGGUACGACUUGCCUUCCGAUGUGCUCUUCACAGCUAUCAACUACAUGGACAGGUUCCUCUCAAAGAUGAAGAUUCAAGCCAAACACAUGGCUUGUGUGUCAGUGAGCAGCUUCUCACUGGCUGUUCAGCAAGUGGCUCUUCAUGGAGGCUGUCCCGAGACUGAUUUACGAGACUUGGCAUUGAUUUCACAAUCUAAGUGCACAUCUGGGGACUUGCAGCGGAUGGAAAGCAUCAUAGCACUAAAGCUUGAUGUCAACCGUGUAUCUGCUAGUGGAUUACCAGCAACACCUUUAAGUUUCCUGCGACUGUACCAUUCUCUCUUCCUUUCAUCUGACAUGGGUGUCCUUUUCCAAAAGACACUUGCAGCUGGUGCUCAGGGUCCAGAUAUUUGGCAGCGACUAGAAAUUGUUGUCUGCGAUUCCAAGUGUUCAGUAUUUAGGCCCAGUGUCAUUGCACUUGUACUUCUGUGCACACAACUCCAAGCAGGAGUGGAAGCUUUGGGCGAUCAGGCUGAUCCUGCAUUAUGUGCUCAGCUUGUGCAGCUUGUAUCUUUUGCUGUCUGCCUUCAGAAAGUGUCACAGAUUUCUGCUGCUUCAUUUUCCAUCUGUCUUGAGGCUGUUAAUGAAGUGAUGUCCAAGUACAAUGCGCAAGCUCAGAUGCCUCAUCGCCAGCGCCUUGUGUGGAAGUUGUCUCAUCGCACCCGACGCCUUCUUCGCCCCAUUGACCGUCUUGCAGCUCAACUACCGACUAUUGAGGAGCACAAGCAAUUCACUGUUUCUGAAUCACGGCCAAGAUCGGGAAGUGUAAGCUCUGAAGAGAGUUCAGAAUCUGAGAAGGAAGAGCCCUGUAACAGGAAAGUUAGUGGUGACAAAGCUGAACAGAUGCACUGGUAUAAAAUUCAGCCACCCAUGUAUCAUGAGGAAUGACGUUCAUUCAUACUUGAUUGAAUGGGCCUGUCAUACCCAUGUGCACUACCCACCAGCUUCUCACUUUCGAUCGCCUAAUUCUCUGUAAUAUUCAUAUCAAUUUUAUUUUAACUCAUGACCGCCUUAUUUAUACCAAUGACAGCACAAAAAAUGUUUUAUUUGUAUUGAUGGUUUUGCCUUAAAGUUAAAGGUACACAAUUGUCCAUAACUUUACUGCUGCUGAUUGGCUUGAUUAAUCUGCAUUUUAUCAGGACACUCUUACAAUGAUAAGCAUUUAUGUGUUAACCAUUGGAAAAGCUGUUGUGGUAACAUUCUCUUUAAAUGCCUUUUUAUAAAUUUUUCUGACAGAGCUGCGCUUAGUUAGAAUCCUAGUUAUUAAGCUUAUUUAUGUUGCACUGACGGUCAAUUAUAGAGAACAAUGAACUGAAAUCACUUUUAAUUAUCUGUGGGUUGUGGAAGAGAAUUGUUACUUGUUGUAAGGUAACGUGGGUUCUUUCAUGUUGCUUCAUCUUUCCACAGUUCAAGCUGCUUCAAAUCAUGUUACCACAGCAUAAAAAUCAAAUAAAAAUUAUAAAUGUUAAAAAUCUAUAAGUAUUAAAAAAAUAACUAGUUGUAAGAUAGGCCUAAGCAAUGCAUUUUGUGAUCAGUUCUAACACUGCUCUUUCCUGACCCUGCUAUUGAGGAAGAGAGGUAAUUUACGAGUAUAAUUGUAUGCACUGUUGUUUUCAGAAAGUUGUCCGUUCUGGAAGUUUUGUAAUGCGCCUGACCUCUGGUAUGGAGGCAGUUCAGAGGCCACACUUGCACGGAUUUGUUGUGUUAAACACUUUCUUAUAUAUUUAUGCAGCCAGUGUAUUGCUAGUCAUCUUGUGUUAAGUUAGCCUCAUUUAUCAUUGCCCAGUUCUGACCAGAUGGGUCAAAUUGAAGGCUUCUCGGUCAUAUAGCUACUGUGUACUUGUCCCAUGCCCCAUCACUGGUUGAGAAAGGCACAAUGAGUCUUUGACUGUUCCUGAAGCCAUUGUACGACUUAAAGUGCAGGGUGUAACUUGACUUACUAUUGUAAAUUGUCGACUUGGAGGACCACUUCGAGCUGUUUGGAAAGGUUGCAUCUGCCUUUAUUAGUGAUAAAGUACAAAAAAAGUUAUAUAACGCGUGUUUAAACAAAAAAAAAAUUCCUUCCAAAGGUAAGAUCUCAAAUCUUCGUUUCUUAUUGUGUGUUAUGCGUGUCUGUGACAUGGUGUGUAUUUGAGUGUGUGUGAGAUUGUGCAAAGUACUUUCUUUUCUAUUUCAUUGUAAGGUCAUUAUUAUAUUGAACGUUGGAAGUGAUACUCUUGCCACAGAAAGAAGGACUUAGCUCUAAGAAUUAUCCCUAUAUUUGUUACUGUUAAAAAUUUUUAAUUUGUUUAUUUACUUUGAUGAUUCUUUAUAUUUCUUUAUUUUUCAAUAGAGUUAAAUCUUCUGUUUUAAGAAGAAGAGUUCAGAGUUUCUUCUUUCUGUGCGGAAGUAUUGCUAUUAUGGUGUUUGAGCUUGACAGCUCUAGAUAAGAUGGGUGUGAGUGUUCUAUCUCCUGUAUUAUGUAUUUAGUUUUAUUUAUUGACAUCAAAAUCAUUCUUUUCUAAAUCUCAUCUCAUCUUAUCUCGUCUCAACUGACAAAUCUUUAAGUGCCAAUAUUCCUUUUCACCCAAAAUCCAUUUACCUAAGAGACCAUGGAUAUCAUUAUUGUAACCCUUGUGUCUUUGACUACCGACUGAUGUGGAGGAAAGGAAAAAAACAAAAACAAAAUAAAUAUUCGGCACGGCGCAAGCCAUGUCCCUUUUCACCUUAAA